This is a messenger RNA of Saprolegnia parasitica CBS 223.65, 556 nucleotides long. RefSeq lists its product as hypothetical. NCBI's taxonomy places the organism in Eukaryota, Oomycota, Saprolegniomycetes, Saprolegniales, Saprolegniaceae. The coding region runs from base 1 to 489 and encodes 162 amino acids. The transcript has 2 exons. The record is from RefSeq and is a predicted model, not a curated record.
AUGACCAACACGGGCAAGUGGCCCUGCGCGCCGUCGACGCAGCUGGCCGUCAUUGGCACCAGCUUCGAGUCGGCGUCGGUCCAAGCCGACUUGCAGUCGUUGAUCGCGAAGGACGCGCUCGAGUCGCACCAAGCGGCGUGCGUUGCGCAACUCCGCGCCGACGACCGCUUCGAGCUCGUAAGCGACGGGCCCAGCGAGGUGCGCUUCCGCCUUGUGUGCCCCGUCAACUCGCUCAACGAGACCAUGAUCAAGCACCACCACCACAUUGACAUGAAGGCGCUCAAUCUCCAAUUGGCAACCGAAGUGAACGCGAGCGGCGAUGGGGCCCUAUUGCUCGCGCUGCCAGGAGGCGACGAAAGCAUUGUUUUGGUCGCGUCGGCCGCGGGGUCCCGUACCCUCCUGAGCAUGUGGCCGACUAUCGAUGCGCGCGCCAAAAUCAUCUUGUACGACGUGCGCAAGAAGCUCUCCGAGUGCAUGUGUGGCUUCUGACCUUCUUCAUUCCAAGAUAAAACCAACAGGAAACCACACUCGACCGCACUGGAAAUUUUGAUAGAAC